Molecule: messenger RNA, 3269 nt
Organism: Dunckerocampus dactyliophorus (ringed pipefish)
Lineage: Eukaryota; Metazoa; Chordata; Actinopteri; Syngnathiformes; Syngnathidae
Product: calcium/calmodulin-dependent protein kinase type 1D-like
Exons: 13
Coding region: 170-1483 (437 amino acids)
Biological process (GO): peptidyl-serine phosphorylation
Cellular component (GO): intracellular anatomical structure
Molecular function (GO): calmodulin binding; calcium/calmodulin-dependent protein kinase activity; ATP binding
Source: RefSeq, a predicted model, not a curated record
GAAGACCCAAUGUCCCUCUACUGGUACACUGUCUAACAUUUGGAUUCAAUUAAGAUUACAUUGUGCAGUAUGUUUAUCUAAUAAUGGAGUCAGUAUUCCGGAUCUUCUUACCUGUAUCUUCUAUUCUAUUCUUAAUGGAAACUGAGUCUACGGCAACGUCAGAGCCAAGAUGGGGCGGAAGGAGAUCGUCUGCAGUUGGAAGAAACCCAUAAAUAACAUCAAGGAUGUGUUUGACUUCAAGGGGAAGAUGGGAUCGGGGUCUUUUUCUGAGGUUUUUAUGGUGAGAGAGAAGAAAACCGGGAAAUUGUUUGCUCUGAAAUGCCUGAAGAAAAAGCACCUCGCUCACAGUAACCUGGAAAAUGAAAUCAACGUGCUGAAGAGGAUAAAACACGACAACGUGGUCGGACUGGAGGAUUUCUAUGAGAGUCGAACACACUAUUACCUGGUCAUGCAACUUGUGUCAGGUGGGGAGCUAUUUGAUCGCAUUUUAGAUAAGGGUGUUUUCACGGAGAAGGACGCCAGCACGGUGAUCAAACAGGUACUGGAGGCCGUCAGCUACCUGCAUGAAAACAGCAUCGUGCACCGGGACCUGAAGCCAGAAAACCUGCUGUACUAUAACACAGAUGAGAACGCAAAGAUCAUGGUCAGUGACUUUGGCCUGUCGAAGACAUUAGAGCACGGGGUGAUGUCCACAGCCUGUGGGACCCCAGGAUAUGUUGCUCCAGAGGUUUUGGCCCAAAAACCUUAUAGCAAAGCAGUCGACUGUUGGUCCAUUGGAGUUGUUACUUAUAUCUUGUUGUGCGGCUACCCUCCAUUCUUUGAGGAGAACGAGACGCGUCUGUUUUCAAAGAUCAUGAGAGCUGAGUACGCCUUUCACUCUCCCUUCUGGGAUGACAUCUCGCAGUCAGCAAUAGACUUCAUUAGGAAUAUGAUGGAGAAAAAUCCCACUAAACGCUUCACUACCGAACAGGCCCUCCAGCACCCCUGGAUUGCUGGAGACACAGCUAAAGACCAAGACAUUUAUCAGUCUGUCUGUGAGCAGAUAGAACGGAACUUUGCCAAAUCGAAAUGGAAGCAAGCCUUCAAUGCAAGUACAGCCAUCAACCUCAUGAAGAAAGGGCAGGUGUCCCAGAGGGAGCCCUCUUCUGCCACUCUCUCACUGCCCCACAUCAUUUUACACACCUCCUCUCAGGCUGACCUGGAAGCACUGGGACCUUGCCAUGAUGUGGAUCAGUCCCUGGACCCCAAUGGAAAUCCCUUCCAUGCUUCCAGGCUUGUUACUUGUGGUUCUGAGCCCAGCAGGAGCAUCUGCCCACCGCUCAGAGGCCAUCAAAGCGAGCGUGACUAUGCACUUGAGGAACCCGGAGAAGUCCACUCCCUGGACUCUGACAAUGGCGUCUCUUUCAUGUCCUCCAAAAGCAUGGAUGCUGUGGCUCAGAGGAAGGACGGGUCUCUGCAGUCUGGUGUCUGCUCCGUCAUGUGAUGCGGUCAGAUAACCCGAGGAUCAUCCCACUGGCAUCCUCGCUUUGAAGAGGUCAGCACGUCUGCUCAGCAAACAUUUCCUCAAGAGAGAGUUUCACCGGAAUGGAUCCAAACAGCAGUCAACUCUCUUUCCCGUGCUUAAGUAAAGUCUGUGCAGUCGUCCCUCGCUGCAUCGCGGCUCCAACAUCAGUCCCUCACUGUAUUGUGGUUUUUCAAAAAUGUAUCAAUUCAUAAAAUGAUCGCUGAAAGACAAGUUAUAUGUAGUAUUCUGGUCACUAGGUGUCAGUAAUGUUACAUUGAUUAGACAUGACGUUAUAUUACAUCACCUUCACACUGCAUGGAGUCAGCCAUGGCAUGCCUGACGUGAGUGAAAAAUAGUUCUCCACUUUUGUGUGGAAGUGGUACAUUUUUGGCUUCUUACUUUUUCCUUCUUCCCCACUCCAUUUGAAAAUGUUGCACUGAGCCGACCGCUCUUUUUUAUGAUGUCAAGCCAAACCUUUUGGCUGCUUCUUCUUCGUUGGUGUCUGCGGCUAUUUGUGACGUGACCACAGAGUCUAGGAAUCGAAUUUUAAAAAAUUGUGGACGAUAGCGGGAGAAUCGCAAUGUUAGUCCCGGUUCCCAUCGAUGCUCGAGACUCGAUGCCCAAACCUAAUAAUGAGUGCUGUCCCAAAUCCAUUAUUGACGUUGCACACUUACCGUUUUCUUGCGUUCACUACUUUCCAUCGCUAUGGGUUUUCUGCAUUUUAAGAUACUUGAACGCACUUAAGUGUGCCAAAUGAGGCCCUCUGGAAAAGGUGGAACCCCUUUGAUUUCGAUGGUGUGUAAAUGUCGCUGGUUAGUUUAAUAAAGCUGAUGAGCGUCACCCGUUUAAAUGUCAACAACAUAUUUUUGUAUUCUAAAGGAUCCUGCUGACUAAAUCUGUAGGACUUGUACUACAUACAGUGGAUCCCCGCAUAUUUGCCAUUGCAGCAUCCUCAAAUUCACAGAUUUUUGGUCAAAAAAAUUCUUUAGAAAAGGUUUUUCUUGGAAAACUGGUCAUUUUUGUCACAGUUGUAUAGGAUACCUACAGCAUAACGCAUUACUGACGUGACAUAGGUGCAAGAUGGUGGCGCCCUGCGCGGCUACAGAAGCACCAGCUUCUACUGUCAACUUUGGGUGUGGAUCAUGCAGACGCGGCUUCGAGAAACGCCUUCUCCGCCAGCGACAGCUGCUUUGGAGGGAGAUGGAGGCGGCUCAACAAAAGAGCUCCAGCCUGACGAUCAGGCUGAAGGCUAGACCGUGACUCAUUUCACCUGUUAGCUUGUUAGCUUAAUUUUGUUACCAGUGAAAGGUGGCAAUUAAAGAGAGACUGGAAGGUUUCUGCAUCUGAAUGUAAUAAUUCCAACAGUCACUUUUACCGCAAAUGUUGAUCAGAAAUGGGAGGAGAACGUCAACGUCGUCAAGCUAGCAGGAGGGUUUUGGAGGGGCAGGAGCGAGCCGUGUGUCAAAAGCAGACAUUAUUAUGGGCGUCUCAAUUACUCACCGGUGGUCUUGCAACAUAACCCCACAAAUUGCGGGGAUUCCCUGUACUGUAAAUGAUGUCAUCAAUUAAACAAUUAAAGCUAACAUUGAAACAAUUGGGGGGAAUGGGAGUAAUGGGAGAUAGACUAGUGUACAGUUACCUGGUAAAAACAUGUGGCUUUGCUGUUUUGUAACAAUGUGUAUACGUACAUGUGACCUGCUCUUGUUGAAUAAGUGAUUUUGUCAAGUGCCACAAACCGAAUAAAGAUGCAGUCAACAGUAAAAAA